CAGGGUUGGCAGGGAUCUCAGGAGCUCAGCUAGUCCAACCCCCUGCUCAAAGCAGGACCAAUUCCCAACUAAAUCAUACAGCAUCAUAGAAUAGCAGAUAGAAUCAUAGAAUAUCAGGGUUAAACUGGAGCCACGUCUCCUGCUACGCUGAGUGGGAAAUCGAGGCCUGGGGCCUAACUCUUUAGCGUGUACGCAGCUAAUCAUCCGAGGGCCCUGGAGCGCACUGUCAAUGCCUUUUGAACAGGGUUCUCUCUUCUUUGCAGAAUAUGGCCCCGAGAAGAACGUAGCAGGUGGGGGCGGGGCCGUCCACGGAGCAAGCCUACAUCUCCAAGGUGGUUCUGCUGGGGAGCGCGGCCAUGGGAAAGUCAAGCACAGCCUUCCGCCGUGUGAAAAACGACGUCAGGGAAUCCGUACCCACUGUGGGAUGUUCUUUCUUUACCCAGCUGGUAUUUUCAGAGACUGCCAUGAUCAAGCUUGUGAUCUGGGACACUGCAGGACAGGAGAAGUACCAUGGGGUUUGCCAUCUUUAUUACAGGGGGGCGAAUGCUGCCCUUCUUGUACUUGACAUAGCCAGAAAGGCAACUUUUGCAAGAGCAAAGCUAUGGUUGAGGGAAUUAGAGAAGGAAUUUCUUCCCGAUGAGCUCGUGAUUGUUUUAGUCGGCAAUAAGAUAGAUCUUGCUGCUCAGCGGGAAUUCACCUUUGAGGAGGCGGAGGAGUUUGCAAAGAGUGAAAGCUUAAUCUACAUGGAAACGUCGGCAAAAUCCAACCACCAAGUGACCGAGGUGCUUAUGGCCAUAGCUCCCGAGUUAUUGAAAUAGGAACAACAGAAGGAACCAGCCCCUCAGCCUCAGCCCUGGAAGAAGUCACGCGUGGACCUGCGAGAGCCAAGCAAUCACACUAAGAAGUGUUGCAUGAACUAAAGGAAAUGGCAGACUGACCUAAGGUUACCAUCAAGUGUGUUUUUAU
Messenger RNA from Mauremys reevesii (Reeves's turtle), 966 nucleotides. RefSeq names its product ras-related protein Rab-17-like. NCBI's taxonomy places the organism in Eukaryota, Metazoa, Chordata, Testudines, Geoemydidae. Gene Ontology annotation, molecular function: GTP binding; GTPase activity. Gene Ontology annotation, cellular component: endosome. The transcript is spliced from 5 exons. The record is from RefSeq and is a predicted model, not a curated record. The coding region runs from base 357 to 818 and encodes 153 amino acids.